AUGAAGCGAUGCGAGCCGGAUUCCAAGAACAAACUAGAGAGAAAAACCAUUGAAAAAAAUCGAAGGAUUAGAAUGAAAGCUCUUAGUUUCAAGCUCGUUUCCAUCAUUCCCGAUCGCCAUUUCAGCCAACCCAAGGAAUUCUUGUCACGACAAGAUCAGAUAGAUGAAGCAGCUGCUUACAUUAAGAUCUUGACAGAGAGGAUAGAAGCAUUGAUUAGAAGAAAGGCACAACUCAUAAAUCAUGGCGCGAAGACAAACUACGUGGCUAGAACUUCAUCAAAGCCUCCAAUUCUGACAGUGAGGGAGUUAGGUUAUGGUGUGGAGGUGGUGUUGAUCAGUGGC
Salvia hispanica is the source of this 342-nucleotide messenger RNA. RefSeq names its product transcription factor bHLH168-like. Gene Ontology annotation, cellular component: RNA polymerase II transcription regulator complex. Gene Ontology annotation, biological process: regulation of transcription by RNA polymerase II. Gene Ontology annotation, molecular function: DNA-binding transcription factor activity, RNA polymerase II-specific; RNA polymerase II transcription regulatory region sequence-specific DNA binding; protein dimerization activity. NCBI's taxonomy places the organism in Eukaryota, Viridiplantae, Streptophyta, Magnoliopsida, Lamiales, Lamiaceae. The record is from RefSeq and is a predicted model, not a curated record.